AUGUACUACAAUGAGAAUAAAGACUCAGCAAAUAAUUUAGAAGCAUGCCCUGCCAUAGCCGAAUCCAAUAGUAGCUGUCAAGCAACCGUAAAUAGUGGACAUGCCUCAGAUUCGGAGUACAGAACAAGAGAAAAGGUGGAGAAGAGAUUGGCAACAUGGCAACUACAAUAUCUCUCUAUGGGUGGCAGGCUGACCUUGAUUAGCAGUGUUAUGGAUAGCAUUCCAACCUAUUACAUGUCACUUUACCCUAUGCCUAGUAAGGUGCUCCAGCUCAGGAGGACCUUUCUUUGGAAAGGGAAUAGUGAGGGGCAUAAGUUCCACCUUGUCAAGUGGUCCAAAGUAAUCCAACUCAAAGAUCUUGGUGGACUUGGUAUCAAAGAUUUGGCAAAACACAACAAGAGCAUGCUAAUGAAAUGGCUAGGAAAAUUUGGGGACGAGGAUACCAGCCUGUGGAAGAAGGUGAAUGUCUCUUUCAAGGUUGGGAAUGGUUCUCAUGUUAGAUUCUGGAAGGAUAUUUGGUUUGGAAAUUGCCCACUGAAGGAGAGCUUCCCUCUACUAUUUCAGAUAGCCAAUGAUCCCAAUUCUACAGUUAGGGAAUAUAGAUCAGAAAACGCAUGGGCCCCUCUCUUUAGAAGAAACAUGCAUGACUGGGAGUUGGACAAUUUUUUUGUGUUGUUGGAAAGACUGGGAAACCUCACCGUGAAUGAUCAGAUUCCAGACAAGCUCAUACGGGGAAGAGGUAGUGCAGAUUCCUAUACAGUCAAGGCAGGCUAUAGGCAUAUGUGUGAACAGAAUGGAAUCAUAGACUCUUGGCCGUGGAAGCUCAUUUGGAGGACAAAGCUUCCCACAAAGGUUAUUUGUUUUACUUGGACAGCCCUUAAAGAAGCCUCAAAUAUGUGGAAUAUGUUUCUAGCAAUCUCGGGGCUUAGCUGGACACAACCUCAGGGCAUUAAGGAGGCAGUAGAAGGAUGGAGCAGAUGGAAAGUUGACAGAGCCAUCAAGAAA
Molecule: messenger RNA, 1005 nt
Organism: Nicotiana tabacum (common tobacco)
Lineage: Eukaryota; Viridiplantae; Streptophyta; Magnoliopsida; Solanales; Solanaceae
Source: RefSeq, a predicted model, not a curated record